This is a messenger RNA of Cokeromyces recurvatus, 340 nucleotides long. RefSeq lists its product as uncharacterized. Bases 24 to 245 code for a protein of 73 amino acids. Lineage: Eukaryota; Fungi; Mucoromycota; Mucoromycetes; Mucorales; Mucoraceae. The transcript has a single exon. Gene Ontology annotation, cellular component: endoplasmic reticulum membrane. Gene Ontology annotation, biological process: vacuolar proton-transporting V-type ATPase complex assembly. The record is from RefSeq and is a predicted model, not a curated record.
UUUUUUUUUUUCUUUUUCUCUUAAUGAAAAUGAACGAAAAUGAACAAAAUGGCUUGAUGGAUGAUAUUAUCAAGUCAAUCAUGACACCAGGCUAUACUGCAACUGGAGUAAUCAAAAUCAUGUUUUAUGCCUUUUAUGCACUUUUUAUAACAUUAUUAGUGAUGAUUUACUUGACAGGUGGUAAUCCUCAUGUCAUUGCUUUAUUGUUAUUAGCUUUAUGUCUUUUCGUGACAAUCAAAUGGUAAAUAUACAAUUAUUUAUAGAAUAUUCAAUGUAUUCAAUUUUUCUUUCUUUCUUCCUUUCUUUUAUGUAUAAUAGGUUUAUUUCUGAAUUACAGGCC